Messenger RNA from Xyrichtys novacula (pearly razorfish), 429 nucleotides. The record is from the annotation of a GenBank genome assembly. NCBI's taxonomy places the organism in Eukaryota, Metazoa, Chordata, Actinopteri, Labriformes, Labridae.
AUGGCCGAAGAUGAUGGUUAUUUACUCCACCACGUCAGGGUCGAAGAAAGCGAGGGCACAGAGGGUGAAUUUCCUCAACCGGGCAGUUACCAAGGGGGGCAGAUUGCCAGGAAACCAGGCUGUGACAGACUGCUCCACAAGCCGGUGGAAGGUGACAGGCAUGCCGAGUUACUCCUGACACCAGGCUUUAAUUUUAACCAGAAAGCCACCACGUUUGCCCCCGUGUCUAUGCCAUCUCCUCCGGGGAAAUGGGGCGUCAGCACAGAGCAGGUGUGUAGACACACCCGAGAGGAUGGGUGGAAGCAUAUUUCUAUAUCCAUUAAGAUCAAACUGCGAAUCUACCAGCGAAUCAUCCGAAAGUUUGAUACUGAGUUAAGCUUGCCGGUUGUAGCACAGCAGAGAGUGUAUGUCAUUGGGGACGAUUGUUAA